CGUGAGCGUGUGCGGAUGCACGGGAGCGACGCAGGGCCCCCGGCUGUGGGCAGCAGCCCGGACACUAACUGAGGCCCUGUCUGGAAGGCCGUGGCCCCUCCUCCCUCCCCCUCCUGGAGCGUGUGUGUCCGCUCCUUUUGGAGGAGGACGGGAGGACCUGGGCAUGCAGGUGGGCGCCCUGCCCUUGGGCGAGCAUGUCUGCGUGUGCGUGUGCGUGCGUGCGCUCGUCCACGACCGUGAGGCCGUUGGCGUGUAUUUAAGGCGGGCCGUGUCUGGCUGUGCGGGGUGAAUGUGUGUCCUUGCUGUUCUCCCAGAUCCUCCCCGCUCAGCCACGCACAGACGGUAACCUUGAGGAGCCAACGGGCACAGCCACGCCAUGGCCUCAGCCGCCUCUGUGACCAGCCUGGCGGACGAGGUCAACUGCCCCAUCUGCCAGGGCACCCUGAGGGAGCCGGUCACCAUCGACUGUGGCCACAACUUCUGCCGGGGCUGUCUCACCCGCUACUGCGAAAUCCCAGGCCCAGACCCCGAGGAAGCCCUCACCUGCCCCCUCUGCAAGGAGCCUUUCCGUCCUGGAAGCUUCCGGCCCAACUGGCAGCUGGCCAGCGUGGUGGAGAACAUCGAGCGCCUCAAGCUGGUGUCCACCCCGGGCUCAGACGAGGAGGACGUCUGCCAGGAGCAUGGGGAAAAGAUCUACUUCUUCUGUGAGGACGAUGAGACGCAGCUGUGUGUGGUGUGCCGGGAGGCCUGGGGACACCGGGCACACACCGUGCGCUUCCUGGAGGACGCAGCAGGGCCCUACAGGGAGCAAAUACAGAAGUGUCUUGAGUGUCUAAGAAAAGAGAGAGAGGAGAUUCAAAGAAUCCAGUCAAGAGAAAACGAGAGGAUACAAGUCCUCCUGGGUCAGGUGGCCACCAAGAGACAGAAAGUGAUCUUCGAGUUCGCACAUCUGAGCCAGUUCCUGGAGGAACAGCAGAGCGUCCUCCUGGCCCAGCUAGAGAAGCUGGAUGCGGACAUCCUGAAGCAACAGGAUGACUUUGACGUCCUGGUCAGCGAGGAGAUCAGCCGGUUCAGCAGCCUGAUCUCCGAACUGGAGGAGAAGAACAGGAGGCCGGCCCGGGGGCUCCUGACGGACAUCAGAAGUACUCUGAUAAGAUGUGAAACCAGAAAGUGCCGGAAACCAGAGGCUGUGUCCCCUGAGCUGGGCCAGAGGAUUCGGGACUUCCCCCAGCAGGCCAUCCCUCUGCAGAGGAAGAUGAAGAUGUUUCUGGAGAAACUCUGCUUCGAGUUGGACUAUGAGCCAGCUGACAUCUGUCUGGACCCCCAGACCUCCCACCCCAAGCUCCUCUUGUCUGAGGACCAGCGGCGCGCCCAGUUCUCCUACAAGUGGCAGAACUCGCCAGACAACCCCCAGCGUUUUGACCGGGCCACCUGUGUCCUGGCCCACGGCGGCUUCACAGAGGGGAGACACACGUGGCUGGUGAAGGUGGACCUGGCCCACGGCGGCAGCUGCACGGUGGGCGUGGUGAGCGAGGACGUGGCGCGGAAGGGGGAGCUGCGCCUGCGGCCGGAGGAGGGCGUGUGGGCCCUGAGGCUGGCCUGGGGCUUCGUGUCGGCGCUGGGCUCCUUCCCCACGCGGCUGGCGCUGGGGGAGCAGCCGCGGCAGGUGCGCGUGUCCCUGGACUAUGAGGUGGGCUGGGUGACUUUCGUCAACGCUGUCAGCCAGGAGCCCAUCUACACCUUCACGGCCUCCUUCACCCAGAAGGUCUUUCCCUUCUUUGGGCUCUGGGGCCGAGGGUCUAGCUUCUCCGUGAGUUCCUGAGUCACCCUCCCGUCAGACGAACUUGACCCUCCGGGCUCACCUGGCGUUGGGCAGAAGCGCGGCAGACUAAGGACUUGCAAGGACAAAGUGGGUGACCAUUUCCCUGACCCCCAGGGGCCAGGGGCUCCGGGGACGUGGCCCAGCGGUCCUAGCAGACACAGGAGACCCAGGUCUGGAGCCAGCUCCAGACCAGCCUGUGGCCGACCGUUGUGUGAUCUUGGGCACCUGUCUUCAUUACAUCUUCUUCCAGAAAAAUGAGGGUUCAUAUACAUGAACCUUCAAGAAACAUUUCCUGGGUGCUACCUGUGAACCAGGCAGGAUGGUCACCACUGGUGGUAUGAAAAUGAAAGGAAAGUCUGUUUGAUAUCUGGAGGAACUCAGGGACCAGAGGCAGGGAGAGGACAUGGCAGGGGGGCGGCAGGUGCUGGGUGGGCUGCCCUGUGUGUGGGGAGCUCAGGGCAAGGGGCCCAGCAGCAGGGAGGGCUUCCUGGGGAGGACAGCUGUAGGGGACUGGAGAGCUGAGUCAGGGGAGGAGGGCUGGCAGACACCCGGCUGGCUGACCCUGCAGCCCUUGGACGCUGGGCCAUGAGACCCUGACGCCAGCUGCGGCCUCCCUCCCCCGGGAGCUCGUCCGGCUGAGAGACGGGAGGCCUGGCCACCACAGGGUAACCCACAGCCCGCACUCUCCCCUGCGGAGAACCCCGUUCCUGCUGCGGUGAGCUCACCGUCUGAGCUCGAGCGCGGGAGGGUGGGAAGGGAUGAGGCUCAGAGAGCUCCACUGCAGGGGCAGAGACGGCAGGGCGUGCUGGGUGACCUGCAGCAGCAUUGACGAGGCUCUGGGGCUGCAGGGAUGAGCCUGGAAUUCGGAGAAUGACGUCAGCUGCCCCAGGGUGGAAUGUGAGAUCCUAGGCCCAGUAGAAGUAUGGUCUCCACACCUUUUGUUUCCUGGUUGCUGUCUUUCACUCUGUUUAAAGGUACCACUCACUGACAACCUCUUUAAUACGAUGUGUUUGCUCUGCUUGGACACAAACUGAAGUGUUCGGUCACCUCCCCACCGGGGCCCAGGAGGCCUGUGCAGGCUGAGGCCCUGGGCGCGGGGGUCUGCCUCUCCUCCUCCGGCCAGCAGGUGGAGGAGACGUGGGCCCAGGGGCAGGGGCUGCACAGGGGCUGACUGCUUCCUCUGGGCAUGUUCUCAUUGUCUAUAAAAUACAGUCACAGAAAAUGUUGUAUAUUCCAAACAAUAGGCACAUUUGAGUUUCUGUAUGAUGAUAAUACACAUC
Messenger RNA from Callorhinus ursinus (northern fur seal), 3102 nucleotides. RefSeq names its product tripartite motif-containing protein 10. The record is from RefSeq and is a predicted model, not a curated record. NCBI's taxonomy places the organism in Eukaryota, Metazoa, Chordata, Mammalia, Carnivora, Otariidae. Gene Ontology annotation, molecular function: zinc ion binding; protein binding.